AUGUCCCGCACCAUUGCUCCGAACCAUGUCCUUGGCCACGAUGGCCCUACACUGACAUCUAACGAAGAACUAAAAAUCGCCCGCCCUCAGAGCCCGACGACAAUUAGAGCGAUGACUUCGCAGUCGCAGUCGCCGAGGCUCUCGCCCGGUCUCUCCUAUGCGUCCGCUGUUGCUGGGCCUCUAUCUCAGGCGAACGCAAACGGCAAUCCCCAACAUAGCCCUGUGUUGUCACCGCCCACUCCAGCCUCCCCGGCUACAGAGACCAUCGCCCGCAGACAAGACUCCCCUCCUGCUGCUGCGUCUGUUCACCAGACGGCGGGCUGGACUGUCGUCUCACACAAAAAGAAAGGAAAGGCCCAGGCUGCCACCUCUGGCCGCCACGGGACCAAUGCGCAACGUCCCAAAGAAGUGCGCCGGGCCGUGCUCGAGGACCCACCUAUGGAGGCUGAUGACCAGGGCAGCGCCCCCCGUAAGCGUCGACGCGCCGAGGAAGACCUUGGCAACGAGGACGCUCCCUCUGUCGAACUACGCAAGCAGAACGCACAGGUGAUUGUAGCCACACCUGUCGCCUCUCCCCUCCUAGAGGCCACCCCCGGUCCCUCUGCGUCUUCGCCCAGCACAAACAUCUCCGCCCGUCCUAACGCGCAGUCACCCUCUCACCCCUGUGUCUUGGAUGAUGCCCGCACGCCUGACACCGACAUCGUAAACAUAUCGGACUCUGAGCUCGUCGAGAUGCUCCUGUCCCCUCUGGGCCAAAGGUCUUCCCAGCCGCAAAGUCGCGCCCCUGCGUCGGGACAUCGUCACAAUGGCCUUAGAACACGCGUCUCUGUCGACACCUCUGACGACGACGUCCUCUCCGACAUCGGCGACAUCCUUCCGCUCUUCCCUCUCCCGCCGUCCUCGCUUCCCUCUAGCUCACCGCGCACGCCUACCCCUCGCAGGAACAGGCGUCCGGCGACCCCCAUCGCGCCGGCCCGUGGCCAUCAUUGGUCCGAGGUGGGAGAUAGCAGCAGCAUCAUCGGUAACGUCUCGCCGCGAUCGUCCCUGCGCACGCCCUCAAUCCAAGAAGUAGAGAUGAUCGAUGCUACUAGGCCUGACACACCUGUGCCCACGUCUUCCUCUCACACGCGCCGCCGAAUCCGGCGCCGCCUCCUCCGCCGCGAACGCCGUGAGAGUCGCGCCGCCUCUGCCUCGAAUUCCUCCCAAAGCUCGAACGACGACGGCCCGAACAACGCCUUUGUCCCUCUCGACGUCAACGCCCUCGACCCAGACUUUGUCGUUCCACCCACUGCCUCGUGGCGCCAAGUACAAGGCGACAGUUCUUGCUGGAAGGGACGCGGCAUGGCAGCAGGCCAACGCGAUUCUUGGAACGCCCUCGACGCCUCUGAAACCGUGCUAGCUGUCCAGAUCCCUCUACACGGCACCGAAGAACCAGGGGUCAGUACUCGCAUCGAAAUUAUGCUCGACGUCUUCCGACGCACUUUGCUGAUCCCUGGUACGUUCAUUCUCCCAGCCUACUCUGUCGCGGGCUUCCACGGUAUGAACACCGAGCCGUUCUGGUACUUGGCGCGGGGCAUUCCUCUGCCCAAAAUUGCGGCUCUUGUUCAUAUUGGCUGGCUCAAUUCAACGCCUGUAACCCUUCACUUCGAUUUUUGGCGUGAUUCGAACCCCCACUUGUGUGGCAUGUUCCGCUUCAUCUACAGAUUCGGCGCUCAAACCAAAGCCGAGUACGAGGAGCUCGUUCGCCGAGCCCUCCUCGAAACCGACCUGUUCGACACAGCCUAUGACGUCCUCACGCGCGAUAUCUCUCGCGGUGGGAUGUGGAGUGGCUCGUCGCGGAUCGAUGCCCUGAACCACAUCCUAGAUUCGAUAGAUGUCGAUAUUAUUCAAUGCCGCGUCGCUACUAACACAACUGAGCCUGUAGCAGUUCUGUAUGUCAGGCCGCCGACGUCAGACCGUCGCGACUGGCUGCGUUUUAGCAGCCAGCUCAAGCUUCACCAAUUCGGGUCGAAUAUCGCUGGCCACCCUGAGCCCUUCACAAGCAGAGUCUGGUGCGGAUACUGCCACUCACUCGGACACAUUGCAGGUGCAUGUCCUGUACGCCGAACGAUCGGCUGGCAUGAGCCGCCCCUACAGACACCACAGAUGGCCCAACCACCGCCCCAGCACAACGCCGCGAUAGGCAGAGGCAAUGGCCGUGGCAACGGUCGUGGUAACGGGCGCGGCCGAGGUGGCCGUGGACGUGGAAAUGGCAACUUCUGA
Rhodofomes roseus is the source of this 2262-nucleotide messenger RNA. RefSeq lists its product as uncharacterized. The transcript is spliced from 3 exons. The coding region runs from base 1 to 2262 and encodes 753 amino acids. The record is from RefSeq and is a predicted model, not a curated record. NCBI's taxonomy places the organism in Eukaryota, Fungi, Basidiomycota, Agaricomycetes, Polyporales, Fomitopsidaceae.